AUGGCCUCUCGCAAGUCGAGGGCUAACUCCUCGGCCUCCGACGCGUCAAACACGGCAAAUAUGUCGCGCACGCUCAGCAGUCUCGGGAUCACCCUCGAGCAAUUCCAAGCAAAGCAAGCAGAGCUCAUGAAGGGCCUCCUCCAGAACGAACCGUUCUCUCCCCAGCCCGCAAACGCGUGUGCUCUCGCGUCUUUUGACCUUUCGAGUCAUGCGGGACCUUCAAGCUCCCGUUCCCGCUCCAGUUCGCUGUCCAGUUCAACGUCUUCACGCGCGCACUCCCCCGCAUGCCCUCGCACCCCCAUGCGAUCCGCUCAAGAGACCAGUCGGUUUCCCUUUCCGCCGCGCGACCAGAUGGAAGCAAUCAUAGAGAGGAGGAAUAGGGCUCGGGAGGAGGGAAAGAAAGCUGGACGUGAGAUGACCGCCGCUUCAUCUGGUCCUGGUGGAGAGGAAUAUACUCCUAGGGCUGCCGUGCUUCCUCCGGGUACACCGCAUCACUACCGGCAUUACUCGGAGCGCGUGGUGAGCUCCGCUUCCUCUUCCAAACAGACACCAGACCCCAAGCGCGUUCCCGAAACACCGUCCCGAAAGAAGGGCAAAACGGCAUUCAAGAUGCCUCCUCCCCGUGCCUCUAUUCUACAGACCCCUUCUGGCAGAAUUUAUGGGUCUUCUGUCCCUGCCACGCCUCGCUCUAGUCCUCCACCUGAAAUCAAUCUGGUUUCGUCUCCGGGACCCAUGCGGCAAGAUCCUCCUAAAGAAGAACAGCUCCCUUUUAUGCUGCCUCCUGGUCCAUAUUCCACCAUCAAGCCCGACAUAGGAUAUGCUGCCAUUAUUGGACGUGCUAUCCUGGCCUCUCCGGGACAUGCCUUGGCAUUGCAGGAUAUCUAUGAGUACAUCACGACCGUCUUCCCACAUUACAAGCGUGGUGAGACGACAUGGAUGAACUCGGUCCGGCAUGCCCUAAGUACGAUGGCGGUCUUCCGUAAAGUGACGCGAGGUCGCGCCGAAGGGAAGAGUCUCUGGGCAAUUCAUGACUGCGACUUGCCUUGUUUCGAAGGAGGUGGAUUCAAGAAGACGCUCUGUGCUGAUAUGGUUGCUGCUGCCGCCAUGUCGAAGGGACCGAAGAAACGAGUUGCGACCGAUUCCGGAGGCAACCCCCGGAGCAAGAAGAAGAAGGUUGUCGCCGAGCCUCCCCCAAUGACCAUGCCAACUCCGAUGCUCCCGCCCCUCUUCCCCCACUUCGCCCCCUCCAAUCCUCAUCACCAGCCUUACUACUCGAGUGCGUUCUUGCCGCAACAGCCACAGCUCCCAGUAGAGGCGAUCUUCCCUCCUCUUCCGCCUUCGUCGAACCUGUACCGCGCGGCCCCUUUGGUUUCGUCGAAUCCGUUGCCCGAAGAUCCUUCGUCGGAUUGUGAAUUGAUCCCCGAGCCGUCUACAGAUCCAGGGACAGAUACUGAAGUGGAAGAUCUCCUGUAUCCAUCAUCUCCCAUCCAGCGUCCUCCCUCGUCGUCCUCCGUUCCUGACCUCGAGCCUGUAUCGACUCUCAGUUCCUCAUCAAGCCCUGCACCUUCUUCACAUCCAAGCCUAGGCGAUGGCACCUCUCGCGGUGUAUCUCCUGCGGCUGCGAGCUGUCCAAUUCCAGCGUUUUCGAACUUGGACGAUAGCGAUUUCUUCGACGAUCUAUUCAAGGAUGAUUCGGUUGCUAAUCAAGUUAUGCUGGCUUCGGAGAAACCUCGACCUUCUCAACUGGACUCGCUCGCUCACAAAAUGCUGUCAGCUACACAUGCCUCCACCAACAUCCCCAUCCCCUAG
Molecule: messenger RNA, 1809 nt
Organism: Epithele typhae
Lineage: Eukaryota; Fungi; Basidiomycota; Agaricomycetes; Polyporales; Epitheliaceae
Exons: 5
Coding region: 1-1809 (602 amino acids)
Biological process (GO): cell differentiation; regulation of transcription by RNA polymerase II; anatomical structure morphogenesis
Molecular function (GO): DNA-binding transcription factor activity, RNA polymerase II-specific; RNA polymerase II cis-regulatory region sequence-specific DNA binding
Source: RefSeq, a predicted model, not a curated record